Messenger RNA from Lactuca saligna, 1869 nucleotides. The record is from the annotation of a GenBank genome assembly. NCBI's taxonomy places the organism in Eukaryota, Viridiplantae, Streptophyta, Magnoliopsida, Asterales, Asteraceae.
CAUGUUUCGACUUUACGUGCUACAAUUCACAUUCUCACAUAUGAACAAAGUUGUCUACCACACAACACAUGUGUGAUUCAUUCCCAAAAAAAUCAUCUUUAUAUUCCACAUAUCUUUCUUUCCUUUUAUUCCCUCUUUUAAAUCCAUUUCAAAAACCUAAUCAAGUACAACAACAUGGGUGAAGGCGGUUUCGCACGGAAAUGGAGAAAACUUAGCGGAGAAGACAACUGGAAUUCACUCUUGGAACCUCUCGACAUCGACCUUAGACGUUACCUCAUUUUUUAUGGUGAAAGGGUUCAAGCCAACUAUGACACUUUCAUUCUUGAUCGUAGGUCAAGAUAUACGGGUGCAAGUAAAUUCACGAAAAAACAGUUCUUUUCACGCCUUGGUCUUGAUAAGGGUAACCCUAUAAAGUACAAUGUUGUUAAGUAUAUCUAUGCUACGUCCACAUCACCCACUGCCCCUCAAUCGUUUCUUUUGAAGUCUCUUGUGAAGGACCCGUAUUUAGGGCAAUCAAAUUGGAUGGGGUACAUUGCAGUGUCUUCAGAGAAAUCGAAACCUUUGUUGGGAAGGAGAGAUAUUGUGAUUUCAUGGAGAGGGACGAUACAAAUAUCAGAAUGGAUCGAGAAUUUUGAUUUCCCGUUGAAGCCGACGACUAAGGUGUUUCCGACGUCGACAUGUGCACUAGCGCAUUCGGGAUUUCUUUCAAUAUAUACGUCUAGUCAUCCGAAUUCUCGCUUUAAUAAAACUAGUGCGAGAGAUCAGGUUGUAUCUACGAUAAAGAGGCUAGUUGAAAAAUACAAGGAUGAAGACGUGAGUAUAACCGUAAUCGGCCAUAGUCUAGGUGGGGCACUAGCAACCCUAGCCGGAGGCGACAUAGCAGUUAACGGCUACAACAAACCUACAUCCCGACCUAAUAAGUCAUUUCCCGUAACAGUAUUUGCAUACGGGAACCCUAUUCUCGGAAACAUAUGUCUUCGCGAGCUUCUCCACAAGCAAGAAAAUCUUCACAUCUUACGAACCGUAAACAUGAUAGAUUUUAUACAAUUUUUACCACCAUUGAUUGGGUACGAACAUAUUGGUCAUAAAUUAGUGAUCGAUACUCGAAAGUCUCCGUACUUGAAAGCUAUCGAAAGCUAUGCAAAAAGGCAUAAUAUGGAGGCUUCUUAUUUGCAUGGGCUUGCAGGCUCACAAGGUGUUGAUAAAGAGUUCAAGUUGGUAAUUACUCGGGAUCUCGCGCUUGUCAAUAAGCGAACAAAUUUGUUGAAAGAUGAGUAUUUGAUACCGAAUCAUUGGUGGACUCAACAAAACAAAGGGAUGGUUCAACUAUCAAAUGGAUCUUGGAAGUUGCAUGAGCUUAAGGGUUACCCACAACAAAAUGACGAGAUCGAGUAUGAUGAUGAUGAUGAUGAUGAUGAUGAUGAUGGUGAUGACAAGGAUGAUGAUGAGGAGGACGAAAUCAAGCAUAAUGACAAGGAUGAUGAUGAUGAGGACAAGAUCGAGCAUCAUGACAAGGAUGAUGAUGAUGAGGAUGAGAUCGAGCAUUAUGACAAGGAUGAUGACGAGGACGAGGACGAGGGUGAGGACAGUGACAAGGAUGACAAGGACAGGGAUGGAUUUGGGGUCCAAAUCUCCCUAUAGCAUGUAUGAAUGUAUUCAUAUUUGUAUUUGAAAUUGAUAUCUAACCUUUUUUAUAUGUACAUAAUUACCAAUAUAUGUUAUUGACCACAUGCAAUAAACAUCUAUCGACUUACAUUUGUUACACAAGACAUGACUAAACAAGUUUUGCAGGGUUAUUUUCAAAGAUAGACAUGAGGAGGGCAUCCACGUCUUUUCCUUUCACUUCCCAAGUUUUCCGUGAUUUCUGAA